This is a messenger RNA of Rhagoletis pomonella (apple maggot), 8201 nucleotides long. RefSeq names its product protein kibra (gene kibra). The record is from RefSeq and is a predicted model, not a curated record. The coding region runs from base 2490 to 6710 and encodes 1406 amino acids. The transcript is spliced from 9 exons. Gene Ontology annotation, cellular component: cytoplasm. Lineage: Eukaryota; Metazoa; Arthropoda; Insecta; Diptera; Tephritidae. Gene Ontology annotation, molecular function: molecular adaptor activity; kinase binding. Gene Ontology annotation, biological process: negative regulation of organ growth; regulation of hippo signaling; cell migration.
AAUGGGCACGAUCAAUGUGAUCAUACCGUGUUCGUAGCUGGCAACAUUAACGACUCGUUGUUCGAAUUGCAGGUCGUUGCGGAAAGUGCUCGCGGACUUAGCAAAGAAACUAAAAAAAUGCAAGAUUUACUAUUUUAACACCAACAAGUCGAAGGGAGAUAUUUAUGUGAAAAGAAAGUGAAUAAAAAAUUUCAAAUAGAGUUUGGUGUAGGUAGAAAUCGAACCAACAAGUGAUCUGCAAAGAAAAAUAAUGCAACAAACAAACACAUUAAAAAUAUGUAUGAAAAAGUCGCUAUAAAUUUCUUUUAAACCAAACUGUGUGGAAAAUCUACAUAAUUUAUAUAGUGAGAUUUAAAUGAAUAUUGAAUGAAUAAAGCAAACAUAAAAUUUUCAAAUAUCUCACAAAGAUUUACACAAAAAAUCACAGCACAUUUUGUAUGUAAGAAAUAAAAUAAACGCGCGGCUGAAAUCAAAAUUCAACUGUUAAAGAAAAAUACCAGAGCAACAGGAAUUUGCCCUCAAACAAAUAUACAGCGCGUGAAAACGAACUAAUCAGCGCAUAUACAAGUGAAUGUACAUUUUUAAAAUGAAAAAAUAAUAAAUAAUUAAUUUUUUAUGGAAUGGAAUGCUGCAAAAGAGACAGCGCUAGCUGGCAAAGCUUGGGGGCCAUGCGCGUAAAUGAGACACCGACAAGUUGGAGCGCACGAAUUCAAUUUUGAAACGAUCCAACAGCGGGCGAACAUCGAACGCAGUGGGGGAGAAAGAAGCGGUGUGGUAUUUUGUGAGAGACCCAGUGCUUGUGGAAGUGGUAGGUAAAGUGAGGCGCGCGGUAGAGUAUCGACGAACAGUCAACGCGAUCAACGACUACCAUCACUGCUGAAUGCCCGACGAUUGUGUUGUGUUGUUGAGCAAGGCGAAAUAAGCCGCAGAGACCGAAAUCAUCAACGUCGCUACGCCUCGCCGUUCCGCCCAGCCGCCCUCGCCUACAUUUUGUAGAUUUUAUUGGCACCAAACAGUCGCAGUUAGCAGCAAGCCAGUUUGCUAUUCAACUACUAGCCAGCCAAACAGUCAGUCAGUGAGCUACUACAUACAUACAUAUGUAGCUAGCUAACGCCCGCGAACGAUCGAAUUGAUUGGAGCAUAGUCGCGCGAACGCGCGUUUACUCUUAUUAGUAGCGUUUGAAACGAGCGCGGCGUAUCCAAUGCAUGGAAUUUUUGUGUGCGCGACUCACGACGUACUAAAACAAAUUGGAUAUCUAGUGUGUAUAGAGUGUUUGCCUAUGCACAUAUAUACAUACAUACGUAUAUGUACAUACAUAUAAAUUUAUUUAGACCGUGUAUUUAACGGAUGGUGUGGUACAUUCGCAAUUUGCAUACAUACAUACAUAUAUCAAUUUUCACGUGUGUUGAGUGAACGAAUUAUAUACACAUACAAAUGUACGUAACGUAUAUAUAAUUUUGAUGUUUAACCCAAAAACGGUAAUUUACUUCAUUGAAUUUCAACCAUAAAAAUCCACUUUUACAAAAUUUGCAAAUAUUUUAUAAUCAACUGUGUUGAAUUUCAAUUAAAGUGGAAGUGUUUGUAAAGUGAAAACCAUUGUGAAAAAAAACCGCACGUAUGUUGUACAUAUCCAAUCAAUAGAUAUGCAACAGAAAAUUUGUAAUAAUUAAUUGAAAGUUUGCAAGUGGUAUUCGUAAAGUGAAGCAUUCAAAUUACCCAAAUCGCGCACCGCUACUGCCUCACUGUUCCACAGAUUAACUUAAUUGCCACGGCAUUUGCCAAGCAACAGCAACCGCCAGCUCAAGCGAACUCAGCUCAGCACGCUGAUUACAGCUUGCGAAUCGGAAUUACAGUAGCGCAUCAACAACGCCCAGAAAAACAAGUGUUUCAACUCGUCGCGCCCCAACACGCCGCGCGCGGCACACAUUUUUCAUACAUUUCACCAAUUUAAGCGCGCCGCGGCGUCUCUAUUGCCUAGCGCGCCACUCGUUUAAUUGUGCAUAUGUAUGUACAUAUGUACGUACGUAUGUAUGUAGUUAGUGUGUGUCGCUAACUAAAUGAUAAAAAGACAACCGCCGCAGAGCAAGUGCAACAACAACAAACAACAACAAAUACAACAGUGAAAUCAGUUAGCGCGUCGAAUAUGUAUAUUGCCGCCAUCGCCAUCGCUAUAGCCAUCGUCGUCGCCGCCUUGCUAGUUGCUGUCAUCGUUUACACAUACAUUAUUGUUGUAAGCUUGGUGCCCCCAAAACAUGUGUAUUUGGCCAAAUAAAAUUUGCUAGCAACAAUAACACAACGAAAAGAAAAAAAAACCAACUAGCGCGCAUAGUGACAAUUUUAAACAGCGUCAGCAACAGAAAUAUCGCAACACAUACGUACAUACUACAUACUUUCAACAGCAGCAACUUAACCGUGCAACUCUGCCGCCUUUACCGAUUGUAAUUGCAGUCAGUGAAAUAUUUUUGUUGUUGCUUUUUGCAAGCCAUUUAUGAUUUUAAGCGCAACGUUUGCGUACACAUUGUUGUUGCUGUUGCACAUACUAAUCGACGUUUAUGUGUUAAGCGCGUACGCCACCACCACCACCACCUCUACAACUGUAGCCGCUGUAACCGUUUCAACAGCCGCCAUCGCCGUUUUUCUUGGCAAUCAUAAAAAUUUUCUCGUCGUCGACAACGUGCAGGAAUUUCAAUUUGAAAUUAUGCCAAAACUACAACAACAGCAACACUAUCAGCCACAACAACAACAACAACAGCAGCAGCAGCAACACCAUCACCAUCACCACACAUCCACACAUCAUGGCGAAUAUCCAUUGCCAGAUGGUUGGGACGUCGCCACCGAUUUCGAUGGGAAAACCUACUACAUCGAUCAUAAUACGAAGAAGACAACGUGGCUGGAUCCGCGCGAUCGUUAUACUAAACCACAGUCGUUCGAAGAUUGCGUCGGCGAUGAACUGCCGCACGGCUGGGAGGAAGCAUACGAUCCGCACAUUGGCCGGUACUACAUCAAUCACAUUGAACAGACUACGCAGCUGGAGGAUCCGCGGCAGGAAUGGAAAAGUGUGCAGGAGCAAAUGUUGCGUGACUAUCUCUCAGCGGCGCAAGAUCAAUUAGAAAACAAGCGCGAAAUGUAUGAUAUUAAGCAACAGCGCUUGCAGAUAGCGCAAGAAGAGUACAAUCACCUGAAUAAAUUGGCGGCGAGCAGAAGUAGUUUGUGUUCCUCUUCUAGCUCAAUGAGUCGCCACGAUCCCGAGUUACUGCGCGCCGAUCUCGCCAUGGCUAAGGAGCGAGUGCGUCUGCUGAAGCAGGAGCUGAAGCACAUCACACACGACAUUAGCUACACACAGCGCGGUAUGAAUACGCUGCACUCGGUGGGCGAGAAGAUAAAUGCGCGCCAAAAUGGCUGCUACGAUAUCGCCGAAGUGCAGGCCAUACGCGAGGAAAUGCUCAAAGUGCACAAGUCGCUGGUGUCGGGUGAGAAGGUGCGCGAAGAGUUGAUGCGCAGUUUGGUGCAGAUCAAGAAUGAACUCAGCCGCCAGCAGAUAAACGACGAAAAUGCUGAGUUGAUGAACGCCGCCUCGCCGUUUGAUCGCGUUUGCGUCGCCUCGCAGACAGAUUUGUGUGGCGCUGGCGAUAUGAAUAGUGGCGCGCGUUUUGCCGAGAUGGCCAAGACAAAGCUACAGUAUUCCGAAUGGCGUAAACAUAUAAAGAAGUUGCAGCAACAGCUAGCGGACCAUGUGGAACGCAUCGAUCCGGGCCAACUGGAGUCCGAUAAGGAUCGCAUUUUGUUGAUACAGGAGAAGGAGAAAUUCCUUAGCGAUUUGAAUAGCAUUUCAAUGGAGUCACGCACACCCGAGGAGGUGCGCGUCAUACAGCAGACACGUCGCAAACUCGAGGAGGAUCUUAAUGAGGCAUAUGAGGCUACUAAUCAAUGCAUAGCGAAGCGUCUGCGCUUCCACGAGGAGAAGCAGCUGCUUGUGGGCGAGUUACAGGAGGCGCUGAAGUCUACAAAGAAACUAGAGGAACGGCUCAAGUCAUUCUCGUCGGAGAGUACAUUCUCCAUUAGCAGCGGUUCUAGUCUGGGUUCACUGUCGACGGCAAGCAGCAAGAGCGCGCUCAGCUUCACCGACAUCUACAUCGACCCAUUCGCUGUCGAUUCACAAAUUGAUGUUAUCGAUCUGCAGCGGCGUUCACAGCGUUUCUACCAGCAACAACAACUGCAAGCCGCCCAGGCGCAAUUACAGCUGCAGCAGCAGCAGCAGCAAUCACAAACGCAUGCGAUAGCACACGCGCAUCCGCAGUUGCAGCAGCAACCCUCAUCUGAGUUGUCGCUAUCGCCGCGUAGCAGCCUUUCAAUGGAAACACCACCCGCUUCACCCAUGAAAUACAAUGCCAGUCCCGAUCAGGUGGCGGCGGUUGCAAGUCAGCGGCUCAAGGAGGAGCCUACCUAUGCCAAUACACCUGCCGGCGCCGGUUUGCCACCGCUGUACCAACCGAGCCCAGCGCUGGCUGCCGCUAUGGCACGCACGCAUGCGCACGAUUUAGACUCGACGCUGCUGGACUGCAUGGUGCUGGAAGCCAAGCUGCAGAAGCUAAACUUAUCCGCGCCACUAAAUCUGGCCGCUGCGCCACUAUCGCCGAUUUCUGAGAAGCCAUCGUUGCUGGAUCUGCCGCAAGAAAUGCUGAGCCGUUCCUCGUCCUCCUCGAAUACACGCUCCGUAUCGGCGGCAGUGAGCAAUGAGUCGGUGGCCGGUGACUCGGGCGUUUUUGAAGCGUCGCGUGCACAUCUACCACGCAAAGAGUUGGCUCAAGUCCAAAUUGGUUUAAAGUAUUUGAAGGAGAAGGGUGUACUAGUCGUCUCGCUGGAACGUGCGAACAAUCUUUCAGCGUUGUGGACUGCGACUGCGGACAGCUCACAAGUUUAUUUACGCGCCGCUUUGCUACCCAAUUCGCUUACAUCGAUUCGCACAAAGGCCAUGUCGGACUUUCAUAAGCCUGUAUUUAGCGACACUUUUGCCGUGCCUAUAACGCUUAGUAAACUGCAGACGAAGAGCUUGCAGGUGACUGUGGUCAGCAUGACUGGACAGAAGGAGGAAAUUAUCGGCACAGUACAGAUAAGCAUGGCCGAAUUCAAUCCCGAUGAUUCCACACUCAAGUGGUAUAAUGUACUCAGCUCUAAAUUUAUGCCAACCUUCGAGCCGCUAGACAUGCCGUCGACGAGUGCUGCCGCUGCUGCUGCGGCCGCUGCCAGUGCCGCUGCAGCGGCGGCGGCUGCAGCUGUCGCCGUCAGUACAGCUACUGCGAAGCAUACGCCCACAACUAGCGCUAGUGGCAGUGUACCAAACGCCGCCAAGGAGGAGUCAUCCGAUGAAUCGACCAUCACUUCGUCACAAACGUCAACUUUGACACGCAAUCAAGUGCCACCGUUCGAUGUGCAGGCGCAAAUCACUGAAGAAAUGCAAGAACAAUUGACCGUCAAUGACGAGGAUGACGAAGAUGAGGAAGACGAUGAUGAGGACGACGACGAUGAUGACGACGAAUUGGAGGGACUGACAGAUGCUGACUUCACAAAGAAAAUGCUGGAAGCAUACAAUUGCAUCGACCUAAUCAAGCAGGAGUAUGCCGACAAAGAAACUAAUACAGAGUGCGCGUUUCCACCCGAAAAGUCGCGCGCCUCCCAGCAGCAACAGCAAAUGGCCGACGACAGGCCGGUAAAACGUUCGCAGACUUUCACACCUUCGGCGGCCGUCAACAAAAAUCGCUACAUUUGUCGGCUGAACCGCUCCGACUCAGAUUCGGCUAUGCAUUUCGGCGUUACGCCGCAUCCCUUCCAUCGUGGCGCUUUGGAGCGACGUUCGCUGCGUUUCCACACUAAAGUGCCCAAACAAGUCACAAAACUUCGUCAUACACACAUACCGAGAACAAGUUUGGAUCUGGAACUUGAUCUACAGGCGCAACAUAGUAAAUUAGAUUUCCUAAACGAUCAAAUAGCCAAGUUGCAGAACUUAAAGGAAGUUCUCGAAAAGGGCCGUGAUAAUCGCGAUCCCUUAAUUGCCGCAUGGGCUAUUGAGAAUGAAGAGUUUCAGCGCUUGGUCGAGCGUGCUGAUCCAGCGAAAUGCCCAGAAGAAAAGCAAUUGCAUAAGCUUUUGAUGAAAACUGCCAAAGAAAUUUAUAAGCUGCGGAAAACCAAGGUGCCGAAAGGAUCACCCGAUUUGUUGUCGUUCAAGGAAAAAAUGACCUUCUUCACACGUAAAGGUUUUCCAGUGCCCGAGUUACCAGAUCGUGCCGAUUACGUGCUGACCGAUGGCGAUCUCAUCGAAGAGGAAGAUGAGGACGAAGAGGAAGACGAUGAAGAGGACAAGGCACGCGAAACAGCGAUCGCAAUCAAUACAGCGCUCGUAGCUAGCAACAAUAGAAAUAAGAAUCUCAAUGAGAAUCAUGCAGGUGGAGCGAUCAGUCGAAGAGAACUGAAUGCAGCGAAAACCACAGCAGCUGCAGCUGCAGCUGCAGCCGCGGCUGCCAACGCCAGCGCCAGCGCCGCAUCGACGGCAACAGCAACAGCGACAGCAACAAAUAUAUCAUUAGCGCCAAGCACAAGCGCUGCCGUGGCAGCUAAAGCGCCAGCGCCGAACAACAACAGUCCCAGCAGUGACGAUCAAAAGGAUCAACGUUUUGAAUAUGUGGUCGAUCGGAAUUAUGGCGUUGAAGUGUGAAGCUUUUAUAACAUAAACUGUUUUUUUUUCUAAAUAAAUACAUAGCUGUAAAUAUAAAUAUUUAUAUAAUUUUAAUAGCCGCCAACGGGAUAGCGGAAAACUCAAGAAACAAAACAAUUGUGCCUUACUCGUAGUUUUAUAGGAAAAAAAUGUGUAGAUGAAAUGACGACAAGUGAAAAUUAUAUUCACUGAAUAUUUUUAUAAAUCAAUUAAGAAAUAUUUAGUAAUGAAGUAGUGUUGGUGUACAAAAUUUUAUUAUUUGUCUUAAUGCAAAACAUAGAUAUUACUCAAUGAUGAAAGAAGACGAAAUUUGGCAUUAAUAUUGGCGAAGUACGACGUACGCGCUUCUGGAUUUGGGAAACUUUAAUUUUUUUCGUAAAUGAAUUUGGACCUGAGACUAAGAUCGGCUCUAAUGCGAUUUAAUUGUAUUAAAGCUGGAAUAAUUUUUAUAGAAAACGAAACAAAAUAUACACACAGGCAUACAUAGUAGAGCUAUAUAGAAGAUGUAGCAACCGAUUAUUCAUAUAAUUUUUUUUUUAAUAUUAGUUAAGCUAAUAUUUAAUUGUAAAACUUCCAAGCGCAUAUUUUCUCGCAUGCGAUUUUUUUCUUACAGCGAUUUUUAAAUGUAAAAUGCUUAUUUAUUUAAUUUUUAUACAUUAAUACAAAUAUAUUUUUAAUAUAUUGGAAGGCUUGCGUUUUUGUUGAGCUCGAUUUAUACUGCUUUAUUGUCAUUUAAAACUGAAUGAUGGCAAUACACAUGAUGAUGAUGAUUAUUAUAAUUAUUAGUGCUAUGAAAAUUAUAAUCAUGUAUGUAUUUGCAUACAUACAUAAGUGCAAAUUAAAAAAAAAAUUAUAAUUUGGCUACUUAUUUAAAUAAUCAUUUUAGUAUAUUUUUUCUGAAACUAAUUGCAUUGCGAAAACAAUAUUCUUAACGCAAAUUUUCAAAAGAAUUUUUUCUGUAUUUUUGCAAGGAAAUACGCGCCUUUUUUACGGUUAAGUCUGCCACAAUUAUCGUGAAUUUACUUUCACAAAUAAAAACAAAAACUUUGUUGUUAUAGUUUUAGUGAAUUUUUAUGAAACAAGUGAAAAUAUGUGAAAUAAAAUGUAUAUGUAUGUAUAUAAUGAUGAACGCAAAUGCAAGCAAAAUAUAAUAAAACUGGACAACAUUUUUUAAUAAACGAAACUCUGCGGCAAUAAAAUUUUAAUCGACUUAUCGAUUUUUCGUAGCGCAUCGUUUCACUCCCAUUUUGUUGCUUCGCUAAAUUUAGGUAUUUUCAGCGCUGUUUCUGGUUUUCAUUCUGCAUUUGUACAAUUUCGAACAAUUAUAAUGAAUAUAUGUAGUGUUGGAAAAACAUUGUAUGUAUGCAUAAGUAGAUAUGUAUGUAUGUGCUAUCGGCCAAACCCGAUCAUAGGACAAAUUAGUUUUGACUAGGCUAAACUAGAGUAAACUAGAUCAGGCGCCGCAGUAUUUUUGAAUAGAACUCCUUUCUU